Entrophospora sp. SA101 is the source of this 186-nucleotide messenger RNA. The record is from the annotation of a GenBank genome assembly. Lineage: Eukaryota; Fungi; Glomeromycota; Glomeromycetes; Entrophosporales; Entrophosporaceae.
AUGGAAUCAAAUAUAUUAUCUCCAUUUAAUUCAAUAAAUAAUGAUGAUACUGUAGAAUCUGAAAGCAUUGACAUAACAUUCAAUAAAGAUUAUAUUAGAUAUAUUGAGAAGCAACUGGACAAGGAACCAAUAACAGAGUGGUAUGUUGGAAGCAUAAAUGUAAUGGAAAAAUUUAAUCAUUAUUGA